Messenger RNA from Armigeres subalbatus, 1638 nucleotides. RefSeq lists its product as uncharacterized. The record is from RefSeq and is a predicted model, not a curated record. NCBI's taxonomy places the organism in Eukaryota, Metazoa, Arthropoda, Insecta, Diptera, Culicidae. The coding region runs from base 1 to 1638 and encodes 545 amino acids. The transcript has a single exon. Gene Ontology annotation, biological process: DNA integration. Gene Ontology annotation, molecular function: nucleic acid binding.
AUGCGGAAUAUAAUAACGAUCCAUCGAUGCAGCGUAACCGGAACGGUGCAGUUUGAGCGCUUUUCCAAAUGGGAACGAUUGUUGCAAGCCAUGGGAUAUGUUCGACGAUUCCUAAAUAACUGUCUUGGAAAGAGAAACAACUUACCGUGCCUGACUACAAAGAAUCUUUGCAGUAAAGAGAUGCAGGAAGCAGAGAUUAUGGUGUUGAAAUUGGUUCAACUUGAGGUCUACCCGCAAGAAUUUGCUGUGCUUGAAGCGCUGCAGAAAGAUUCGUCGCAUCAUCCGAAACAAAUCGAGAAGAAAAGCCGUAUCUACAAGUUGAAUCCUUUCAUCGGAGCAGAUGGAUUGAUCCGCAAGGACGGGCGAAUUGGUGCAGCUCCCGCAGUAGCAGAUGACGCAAAAUUUCCGGUGAUACUACCGAAAGACCACUACGUAACAAUGCUGAUUAUCGACGGAUAUCACCGAAAGUUUGCACACGCAAACAAUGAAACCAUCGUGAAUGAGCUCAGGCAACGAUUCCAUGUGUCGGAGAUAAGAGUAGCUGUGGGGAAAGUAGCGAAGUCCUGUACAUUGUGUAAGGUACGCAAAGCAGUUCCACGACCACCUCGGAUGAGCCCUCUCCCGGAAGCACGUUUAACCCCCUAUAUCAGGGCGUUCACUUUUACCGGGUUGGACUACUUCGGUCCCGUAACUGUACGAGUAGGGCGCACGAACGUGAAGAGAUGGGCAGCAUUAUUUACCUGCCUCACAACAAGGGCAAUUCAUCUUGAGGUAGCCUUUACGUUGUCGACCGAAUCAUGCAAACUUGCCAUUCGUCGGUUUAUAGCUCGCCGUGGUGCACCGUUGGAGAUAUACUCUGAUCAAGGACUAAAUUUCCAAGGAGCAAGGAAGGAGUUGCGCGAAGAAAUUCGAAAGCUGAAUCAAGAGUUGGCUUCAACCUUCACAAACGCAGCCACACAGUGGAAGAUGAAUCCGCCUUAUGCUCCUCAUAUGGGAGGUAUAUGGGAGCGGUUAGUACGCUCAGUGAAACUGGCAUUGGCAGCCAUGGAGACAUCGAGAAACCCUGAUGAUGAAACCUUUCAAACCGCAUUGACAGAAGCUGAAUCCAUCGUAAACACACGGCCGCUUACAUAUCUACCCUUGGAUUCCGCAGAGAGUGAAGCGCUGACACCUAAUCAUUUCCUGCUUCUUAGCUCGAAUGGAGUAUGCCAGCCAGUCGCUAAUCCGGUCGACGUGAAGUCCACGCUUCGUGCCAACUGGAACCAUGUGCGCGUAAUGCUGGACCGUUUUUGGACAAGAUGGGUUACCGAGUAUCUACCGGUCAUUGCAAGGCAGUCGAAGUGGUUCGGGGAAACUAAGCCCGUACGAGUGGGAGAUUUGGUGAUAGUGGUGGAUGAGGCAAGAAGGAACAGCUGGGAACGAGGAGUAGUUGUGAAGGUGAACCUUGGAAAAGACGGGCGCAUACGGAGCGCGGAUGUGAAAUCGAAGGCAGGCGUAUUUCUUCGUCCAGUAACUAAGCUGGCGGUCUUGGACGUGCUAGAUGAAGAUUGUAUGGCUGAAGACAGAACUUCAAGCAAUACGGGUCCGGGUAUGUGCACAACGAUUCAAGACCCCUCGCCAUCGGCUAAAACCGUUUAG